AUGGCUGAAGCAAUAGGGACGGCCUUUGGCGUCGUCGGCUUCCUAGGUCAACUGUUCGACGGGUGUGUCAAAGCAUAUGGGUACUUUACCGCCGCAGCGAACCUCGAUACCGACUCCGCGCGGCUGCUCUGCAAGGUCCGCAUCGAAGAGAUGCGUCUCGUCGUAUGGGGACGCGAGUGGGGCGUCGCCGAGGGUAAACUGGAGGCGCAUUUGAAGUCGAGAGAGUGCAACCCGCAGAUGGCGCAGCUAGCAGAGGGAAUCAUGAGGGAACUGCAUGCCACGGUUACGGACUUUCAGAGACUGAGAGAGCGGUAUGGGUUCGUCGAGGAAGGGCCGUCGGUAGGCGGUGAAGGGGCGAAGACGGUCAUCAUGCCUGAUAGAUCCAAGGAGAAGAAGGGGGCGGCCGUGAGGGAAGAGAAGGAUCAGAAGACCAAGGUGCCGGAGAAGAGCUGGAGGAAGGAAAUUUCAAAACGGGCAAAGUGGGUUAUUGCUGACAAGGAGAAGUUUACGGCUUUGUUAAAAGACCUGAAAGACUUCAAUGAUGGUUUGGAACAAUUGUUCCCCCCUUCUCGCCUUCCUUCUCUUCACCGCGCUUGGCGUCACUCCCUGUUGGACUCAGCUCAGCGAGACCUUUCCCAGCUCACCCUUCUUGAAUCGUCAUCCGCAGACUCAUAUCCCCAGCUCAACGCAUCGGCGAACCUGAAGAAGCUGAGGAUAAACCUCGACGCCAAGCCCCAGGCCUCAUUCCGCCCGACGUUCGCGUUCAAGGUCCCUCGUUCCGAUCUAGACAUCGCCCCUUUACCAUUGGGCAACGGAGACCCCGUGGGCGUUUCCAGCUCUGAAAACAGCACCGGCAGCAACAAGAGCUCCAAGUCCAAGUCAUCCGCAGGCAAAGGCGGCGAGGGCGGGAACGGCGGAGUCGGCACAACGACAACGACAACAACAACAACAACCACAAGGAUACACGCCUCUCACGCGACGCAUGGCCCGGUGCUCCUGGAGUGGGUGGAAUAUGACCCGCAGGACACCGAAGAACGUUUCCUCCAUCUCCGCCGUCUCGACGACCUCGCCCGGAUGAUGCACUCCGCCUCAGACCGCCAUCCGGAUCUACACACGAUAGACUGCGUCGGGUACACGGACGACACGGCCAACGCGCGGUACGGGCUCGUCUACCGCUGUCCCGUCCUCCCGUCCAUCCCGUCAUCACCAACAACAGCGACGACAGCCGCCGUCAGGGCCUCCUCCCACUCGACGCUCCACACGCUGAUCGCGUCGACGGACCUGAAAACGCCCGACCUGGACGACCGCAUCGCGCUCGCCUGCACGCUCUCCUGCGCCCUCUGGUCCCUCCACUCCCUCGACUGGCUGCACAAGUCCAUCUGCAGCGCCAACAUCCUCUUCUUCCCCUCCGCCGUCUCCGCGUCCGCGGAGCGCGCGACCGCCUCCGCCGCCCUCGUCCCGGACAUUGGCGCGCCGUAUCUGGUAGGUUUCGACGCCUCGCGGCCUGAUUUCGACGCCGAGAUGAGCGUCAACCCGCGGAACCCCAGCAUCCUGGACCUCCACCGCGACCCGCGGUCUCUGGGUACGGGGCUGAGCAGACGGCAAUACUGCAAGAGUUAUGACAUUUAUAGCCUGGGACUAGUGUUACUGGAGAUUGGGUUGUGGAAAGCGUUACAGACGUAUUACAAGCCGCACUACUCGGCAGAGCGUUGGAGAGACAGGAUCAUCUUGCCGGUGCUGGUGCCUGGGCUCGGAAGCAAAACCGGCAAGUUGUACAAGCAAGUGGUUGAGAAAUGCUUGACGGCCAAGGAUGACAUGUCGGGUAGUGAGGCUGGGCAGCUCAUGGAGUGGGUUGUUACGACACUGGAGAGCAUACGGACAUGA
Colletotrichum truncatum is the source of this 1884-nucleotide messenger RNA. RefSeq lists its product as uncharacterized. The record is from RefSeq and is a predicted model, not a curated record. NCBI's taxonomy places the organism in Eukaryota, Fungi, Ascomycota, Sordariomycetes, Glomerellales, Glomerellaceae. Gene Ontology annotation, biological process: protein phosphorylation. Gene Ontology annotation, molecular function: ATP binding; protein kinase activity.